GGCCUGCCGGGGGGAAGCCGGCCGAGGAGGGGCGGCGAGGCCGGGCAGGGCGCCGGGGAGCCCCCGGGGUCGCCUCGGUGCUGCGGCGGCCCCCCCCCCCCGGAGCCGGGAGCGGAGGGAGAGCUUCUCCGGUAGCGCCUCGAGGAUGGUUUCUCCCAAAACGCGCUAUUUAGUGUUCUUUCAAUACUUUGGCACUAAAUAUAGUGGGGUCAUGGAAACUUCAGUUAACCAGUCAGGGAUUGGAGUCCAGAACUAUUUGGAGAAGGCAGCACAGAACCUGAAACCCGUUGUUCCCAUCAAGUUCCACAUCUCCAGCCGAACAGACAGUGGCGUUCAUGCACUCUGCAACGCUGCUCACCUCGACAUCCAGCGGGCGCCUGGGAAGCCAGCUUUUCGAGAGAGAGAGCUCAUCCAUGGUCUAAAUCACUACCUGAAGCCCGAACCAAUCCGCAUUUUGAGUGCCUAUCGAGUGACCAGUGACUUCCACGCACGCUUCUCGGCGCUGUCAAGAACCUACAUUUACCGGCUGCUGUUGGGCUGCGCUCACUGGUCUGAAGUACCCGUGUUCGAAAGGGACCUGUGCUGGGCUCCUCUGGGGGGCUACCUGGACGUGCCUGCCAUGCAGGAUGCGGCGCGGUUCCUGCUGGGAACCCACGACUUCAGCACUUUUCGCUCGCUGAACUCUGAAACACCCUUUCAGUCUCCGAUCAGAACCAUCGUCCAGGCAGAAAUCCAACCCUCUUCUGGUUUCCUGGCUCACCACUACGAAUCCAGGGGACUGGAGUUUUGGGAGUUGAAGUUCAGGAGCAAAUCGUUUCUUUACCGGCAGGUCCGAAGAAUGGUUGGGGCUCUAGUUGCGGUUGGCCAGGGAAAGCUAACGCCUCACCAUAUAAAGGAGUUACUGGAGGUAAAAGAUGCGCGGGCUUUUCCGCCGCACGCCAUGGCUCCGCCGUCUGGACUCUUCCUAAAAUCCGUGGAAUAUGACGAAGCAGAUUUGCACACAACAAGGGCCCCAGGAGAGUAGGAGCUCUGUCGGAUACAAGUGUCUGGAGGACUGUUGGUGUGGAUGUGGCACUGAGGUCUGCAGGGCACACAGCGCAUGGUCGUGUCUCAAUAAACAUCACUGACUGUGA
Molecule: messenger RNA, 1133 nt
Organism: Cygnus olor (mute swan)
Lineage: Eukaryota; Metazoa; Chordata; Aves; Anseriformes; Anatidae
Gene: PUSL1
Product: pseudouridine synthase like 1
Exons: 8
Coding region: 146-1024 (292 amino acids)
Biological process (GO): tRNA pseudouridine synthesis
Molecular function (GO): RNA binding; pseudouridine synthase activity
Source: RefSeq, a predicted model, not a curated record